Phyllotreta striolata is the source of this 546-nucleotide messenger RNA. The record is from the annotation of a GenBank genome assembly. NCBI's taxonomy places the organism in Eukaryota, Metazoa, Arthropoda, Insecta, Coleoptera, Chrysomelidae.
AUGAAACCAAAGAAAGUUUUUGUGACUGUAGGAACUACAAAAUUUCCAAAAUUAAUCGAUAAAAUUGUUACAGAAGAUGUACUCCGUUUAUUUCAGUCUUUAGGUUACAAUUUCAUUCAAAUUCAAACUGGAAAAGAUUUCUACCCAGAGGCCAUCCUUCCAAAACUAUCUUCUUACAACGUGAAAAGUGAAAGCCCACUUGUGAUAGAAUAUAAUGAUUUGGUUAUAAGAUUUGAAGAGUAUUUCGAAGACUUUGAUGGAGAAAUUACAUCCAGUGAUAUUGUUAUUAGUCACGCCGGAGCUGGCUCCUGCUUGGAUGUAUUGAGGAAGAAGAAACCUCUUUUGGUUGUUAUUAACGAAGAUUUAAUGGACAACCAUCAAAUAGAAUUGGCCGAAGAACUUCAAAAGCACGGCUAUUUAUAUUACAGCACUUGCGAUACCCUUGGUGAGGCAUUACAAAGAGAUUUUACUAUACUUAAACCAUAUCCAGAACCCGAUAAAUCUCUUUUUCCUAACUACUUAGAUAAGUGUGUAGGAUUUGUAUAA